This is a messenger RNA of Chenopodium quinoa (quinoa), 676 nucleotides long. RefSeq names its product (3S,6E)-nerolidol synthase 2, chloroplastic/mitochondrial-like. NCBI's taxonomy places the organism in Eukaryota, Viridiplantae, Streptophyta, Magnoliopsida, Caryophyllales, Amaranthaceae. The record is from RefSeq and is a predicted model, not a curated record. The transcript has 3 exons. Gene Ontology annotation, molecular function: terpene synthase activity. The coding region runs from base 1 to 447 and encodes 148 amino acids.
AUGACAGAUUUUAGACCAAAAAGUACAGAGGAUCAAGAUGGUUUGGCAAAGUUCAAGGACGAAAAUGGGAAUUUCAAUCAAGAACUUGCAAAAGACAUAAAAGGGUUGAUGAGUCUAUUUGAAGCAUCUCAAUUUAGCACAAUAAGUGACUACAUCCUUGAUGACGCAAAUAAAUUUAGUCGCAAACUAUUGAAGGCCUCGUUGAAGAAUGUUGAACAAUACGAGGGUAUGGUAAUAGGAAACACACUUCGUUAUCCAUAUCAUAAAAGCUUGCCAAGAGUAAUGGCCAAAAAGUUUCUUCCUUAUUUCAAAUCGUCCAUAAUGUUUCUCCACGAUUCCAAUCAUAUCAACGAUUGGAUAAUCAAGGUACAUGAUCUAGCAAGAAUCGACAUCAACUUGGCACAAAUCUCACAACAAUUGGAAAUACUCAAAUUUCGAGAUGGGUAAACGAGCUUAAUUUGGACGAGGAAUUGCACUUUGCAAGAAUUGAGCCAUUUAAGUGGUGUAUGUGGUCAAUGGGAAUUCUUCCUGUGCUAGAUAUGUUCGAAGAGAGAUUAGAGCUUGCAAAAGCAGUAUCAUUUAGCUACAUGAUUGAUGACAUAUUUGAUGCUUAUGGAACGUACGAUGAGCUCUGUCUAUUCACAGACGCCAUUAACAGGUACUCUAUAUGCAUGAA